GUGAAAAAGGUUAUGGUAGCCAAAAGAUGGAAAAUGAGCUCCAAACAUGUGUACCAUAUUAAUUAGUCCAUAUUAUCCCAAAUACUACUACUUUGUGGCUCUCCUUCCUUUUUGUUUUCUAGCAAGAAACUCACACACAAUACCAUCACCCAAACAAACCCCAAAUAAACCCAUCUAUAACAAAAGCCUUACCAAUAACAACUCUUCAACACAAAUUUUAUAAACACAAAGAAAAGAAAAAGAGAUACAAAACCAUGAGCAAUGACACCCUAGAUAAGCUAGUAAUCUUCCUAGCCAAAAGAGAUGGUAUAGACAAAUUAGUCAAGACUUACCAAUAUGUCUCCAAGUUAGCCCAUUGGCACCUUGAGAAAACCGAGCCCGACUUGGCCCGACGGUUCCAAUUAUGGGAGGUGGCGUCAGGGAUGAGCCGGAAAGCGUUUCGUAGCGGUCGGUCCUUGACCGGGCUAAACCUCGUGCGUCGGAACCCAGGCUCUACCCGUGGGCUUCAGGCCUUAGCGAUCCUAGGCAAUGCAGGGGAGAUGGUGUAUUUCGGUUUUGAUCAUUUUAGUUGGCUUUCAAGGUUAGGAGUUUUGGAUGAAAAGUUGGCUAAGAAAAUGAGUUUUAUAUCGGCUUUUGGUGAGUCAAUUGGUUAUAUAUUUUUUAUAAUUUUAGACUUAAUAUUUAUGCAUGAAGGGUUAAGGAAACAAAAGGGUUUAUUGAAGGGUUUAAAGGAAGGCGAAAAGAAACAAGAGGAAGUAAAAGAAGAGGUGAAGAAAAUAAAGGAAGAUAGAGUAAUGAGGUUGAUGGCGGUGGCGGCGAACGUGGCGGAUUUGGUGAUUGCGGUGGCGACGAUUGAGCCCAACCCAUUUUGUUGCCAUGCUGUGACGUUGGGUAUUAGUGGUCUUGUUUCUGCGUGGGCUGGUUGGUAUAGAAAUUGGCCUUCAUAAGUACUUUAAAGACCUGUUUGGUAAUGGGUAUAAAAUGGUGAGAAUAGUAAUGAGAAGUUAGUGUAAUGGUCAUAUUUAUCUCUUGACAUGUUUAAUGAUCAUGCUCAUCAUUUGAAAAUGUGAUAUGAGGUGGUAAUGAAAAAUUGUGAACAAAAUAACUUUUUUAUGAUUAGACUUUCAUACCAUAAAAUGACGUGAUACAUAUUAUGAAAAUUUACACUACAAAUUAUUAUUAUUUUCACCAUUUAGUAUUGAUUAUUAAACGAACUAUAAUUAUUAUUUUUUUGGUAAUUAUUGGGAAAUAUAUGUAAUAUGAUUGUUUUAUAUCACAAAUUCUCAAUAUUAAAUGCUUAAGAAAUUACAGAAA
Amaranthus tricolor (Joseph's coat) is the source of this 1314-nucleotide messenger RNA. Its product is annotated as peroxisomal membrane protein 11-4. Bases 255 to 947 code for a protein of 230 amino acids. Lineage: Eukaryota; Viridiplantae; Streptophyta; Magnoliopsida; Caryophyllales; Amaranthaceae. Gene Ontology annotation, biological process: peroxisome fission; regulation of peroxisome size. Gene Ontology annotation, cellular component: peroxisomal membrane. The record is from RefSeq and is a predicted model, not a curated record. The transcript has a single exon.